Messenger RNA from Acanthosepion pharaonis, 834 nucleotides. The record is from the annotation of a GenBank genome assembly. Lineage: Eukaryota; Metazoa; Mollusca; Cephalopoda; Sepiida; Sepiidae.
AUGUUUUCCCAGUCUCUCUCUUGCUUUUCUCCAAUUCUCGUUUCUCUCUCUCCCUCUUUCUCUAUGUCUAUCGCUUUCUCUAUCUCUCGCUGCGUCGCCCUCUAUCUCUUCAUCAGUCUCUCUAUCUCUCUUGCUCUACCUCUCUCUCUUUCUCUCAGUCUCUUUCUUAUUUUUCUUCCUGGUUUUCUAUCUCUCAAUCUUCCCCCUCUCUCUCUAUCUCGUUUUCUCCUGUUUUCUUUCUCUCUCUUCCCCUUAAUCUCUCAUUUUUCUCCCUCUAUCACUCUCACUCUAUCUACCUACUUCGUAUUUCUCCCUCUCUUGUUUCUCUUACACUUUCUCGCUAUUUUAUCUCUCACUCUCUUUCUCUCUCUCUCACACACACACACACACUCUCUCUCUCUCUCUCUCAUUCUCUCUCCCAUACUGCUUUCUUCCCCUACCACUUUCACUUCUGGACUUCUUCUUCUAUCUAAGUCACCCUCUGAUUUCUCCAUCUUCCUAUCUCUCUCAUUUUUAUUCCCAUAUUUCUACCGAUUUUCUCCCUCUAUCUAUCUACUUGUUGAGGUUCCACCAUCUCUCUCUCUCUCUCUGUCGCUUUUCUCCUUCUAUCUCUUUCUCAUUUCUCCCUUCUAUUUCUCUCUUUUUUCUCCCUCUCACACCCGUGUUAUCUCCCUAUCUUACCCACUCUCGUUUUCUCCCUCCACCUCUAUCACUUUUGUCUCCCUUUAUCUCUCUCCCUCUCUCUCGUUUUUCUCCGUUCUAUCUCUCUCUUUUCUACAUCUCUCUCUCGUUUUUCUACCUCUCACUCUCUCUUUCGCAUUUUUCUCCUUUUAG